Molecule: messenger RNA, 1215 nt
Organism: Oppia nitens
Lineage: Eukaryota; Metazoa; Arthropoda; Arachnida; Sarcoptiformes; Oppiidae
Product: thymus-specific serine protease-like
Exons: 3
Coding region: 1-1215 (404 amino acids)
Biological process (GO): proteolysis
Molecular function (GO): dipeptidyl-peptidase activity; serine-type exopeptidase activity
Source: RefSeq, a predicted model, not a curated record
AUGUUGGACGGAGAAGCUGAAGGAACUGACUAUUUUGCAACUGCCGGUGCAAUGGCCCGGUAUGCCCAACGAUUUGGUGCAUUAGCUAUAGAACUGGAACACCGAUUCUAUGGCCAGUCGGUACCGACCGAGGAUCUAUCGGUCGAUAAUUUGCGAUACCUGACCGUCGAACAGGCGCUCAAAGACACGGAUGAGUUUAUCAAGUUUGCUAACAAACAUCUAUCGUUGGACAGUAGUAGUAGUAAAUGGAUAGUAUUUGGUGGAUCAUAUUCGGGAAAUCUGGCCGCUUGGUUUCGGGAAAGAUAUCCGCACGUAGUGGCCGGUUCGGUGGCCAGUAGUGCACCGGUUAAUGCUGUCUACGAGUUUCAGGGAUAUUUUACGGGUGUUAGCCAAUCGUUGGGCACCGAGUGUACCAAUCAGAUCAGAGAAGCUGUUCGCCAAUUGUAUGAUCAGUUGAAGACACCGGAGGGCUGUCAGGCCAUUAGCAAACUGUUCAAUUUGUGUACGCCAUUGAAUGGGACAGCCGUCGAUAUCGAUUCACUGCACAAUAUGAUGAUCCAGUUGUUGGCAGCGUUUGGUGUGGCCGCACAAUACGAUGGCCGGCCAUAUACAAUGGGUGUCAGUGAGGUAUGUGCAAUCAUGACCACCACCACCAACGAUACUACUGGGUCGACACCAUUGGACAGAUGGGCCAAAUUGAGUGCUAAAUAUAGCAAAGGUCAGUGUGUGGCCCACGACUACAAUGAAAGUAUUAAAGAUCUGAAAAAUACAUCAAAAACAUCCCCAUCGGUAAAAGCCGGCGUGAGACAAUGGUAUUACCAAAUGUGCGCUGAGUUAGGCUUAUUUAUGACCACUGGCCUCGAGGACAGUCCGUUCGGACAAAACUCGAUUCCAUUAGAAUUUUUUACUAAACAAUGUGUGGAUAUCUAUGGCAAACAGUUUAGCCCUGAGUUCAUACAGACGGCCGUUAACAGGACUAACCGUUUGUACGGCGGUUUCAAACCGGACGUUACAAACGUUGUGUUUACUAACGGUGCUGUCGAUCCGUGGCAUGCGUUGAGUGUAUUGACGGACUUGAAUCCGACUACCCGUGCUAUUUACAUGAAUAGUACAUCCCAUGGGGCAGAUAUGUUGCAAUCGCUACCCAAUGAUCCCCAGGAGCUGACCGAUGCCCGGCUGGCCAUUGAAAAACAGUUGCAAUUGUUUUUGCAAUAA